This is a messenger RNA of Hyposmocoma kahamanoa, 9031 nucleotides long. It is a transcript of the gene trio, whose product is annotated as triple functional domain protein. The transcript has 42 exons. Gene Ontology annotation, biological process: protein phosphorylation; axon guidance. Lineage: Eukaryota; Metazoa; Arthropoda; Insecta; Lepidoptera; Cosmopterigidae. Gene Ontology annotation, molecular function: guanyl-nucleotide exchange factor activity; protein binding; protein kinase activity. The coding region runs from base 1 to 7278 and encodes 2425 amino acids. Gene Ontology annotation, cellular component: cytoplasm. The record is from RefSeq and is a predicted model, not a curated record.
AUGGAGGUGGGUGCGCGUGCGCUGGACGUGCUGCCGCUUCUGCAGGAGCGCGUGGCGUCUCUGACCGGCGGGCGCGACCGCCGAGGCGGGCCCAUCGUGUGGUUCCCGGCCAGCUCGCGCCGGGACCGCGUCACACCAGAUGAUUAUAGACGACUGCUUCACUAUCUAAUGAGUAUACCUAGUGAUUCUGUGAAGUCGCAAGGCUUUACGGUUUUGAUUGACAUGCGAGGGUCAGCAUGGGCAGUUAUCAAACCAAUCCUAAAAGUUCUACAAGAACAUUUCCCUUCAUCCGUCCAUCAGGCACUGGUAGUUAAACCUGACAACUUUUGGCAGAAGCAACGCACAACCAUUGGAGCACACAAGUACAAAUUUGAGGCGCUGGAAGAACUUCUGUGGCAAGCUGGUGAACUUCUCGACCGAUUGGAUGACCUCCAAGAAGACGUCGCACGCGCUGACUUUGCCGAUGAUGUCACGGGUGCGCGUAGAGCAAUUGACGCGCACGCCGAUAUAAGCAAGCGCUUAGCAAAAGUACCUGUGGACGAACUUGAGGCACAAGGUGAACGAGUUGUGCAGCGGCUGCAGGCGGCGGAGGCGGCGUGCGCGGAGGCGAGCGUGAGUGGCGGCGAGGGCGCAGCGUUCCACUGCGGAUCCCCGACUGCCGUCCGCGCGCAGCUCUCCGCCGUCCGUUCGGCGCACGCGCACGCGCACAAACUCUGGCAACACAAAAAGAUGCAACUCGAUCAGUGCUUCCAGCUCCGGCUCUUCGAACAGGACUGCGAGAAGAUGCUGGAAUGGAUCGUCAAUCAUCGGACGGCGUUUCUCGCUACCUACGUUGAGAUCGGCCGGUCGUGCGCUGCCGCCAAACGGUUGCAGGAGGAGCACGCUAGGUUCGCGGCUGCGUGUACCGGCGGCGGGCGGCCCAGUGUGGCCCGCGUCACCGCCGCCGCUCGGCGCUUGGCCGACAAGGGACACUACGCUCAGGCGCAGAUCACGUCUCUGGCCCGUCGCCUAGAACGGGCCUACAAGCGGCUUUCCGCAGGUCUGGAGGAGCGUUCGGCCGUGCUGUCCCUGUCGGUGGUGUUCCACCACAAGGCUGAGGCGUACGCGGCGGCCGUGGGCGGCUGGGGCGCGCAGUGCGCCGUGGCCCUGCAGCUCGCCACCGGGCAGGGGGGCGCGCCUUGCGGCGACCCGCGCGCGCUGGAGCAGCACGCCCAGCGCCACCGCCAGCUGCUGGAGCACAUGUGUCAGGCCUACACGGAGGUCCACUCGACGAGCAAGAAACUCCUGUACCAGCUCGACCACCUCGUGCAAGUGUGCCACCGCACGGACCCUGCCGACGCGAGCGACGGAACGGGGAGCACGGCAAGCGGCAGCGGCGGAGAUCCUGCCGCGGACUACAGCUCUGGUGCGAAUCACGUCCUGGCCGUCAUUCAUCAGAUCCUCGGCCACCAUCGAGCGCUAGAGGCCAGGUACCACCAGGCGAGGCUCAAACUCCAUCAGCGACUCGCCCUGCUCCUAUACAAAGAGGAUUGCAGACAGGUGCUCGACUGGUUGGCGAAUCACGGAGAAGUGUUUUUGCAAAAGAACACGGGAAUCGGAAGAAAUCUCAGUAAAGCUAGAGUUUACCAGAAAUCUCAUGAACAUUUCGAAAAUGUCGCGCAGAACACGUAUACGAAUGCGGAGAAAUUACUCGCGGCCGCAGAAGAGCUGGCUCGCUCCGGCGAAUGCGACCCCGAAGAAGUGUUGAGCGUGGCGCGGGAGUUGGAAGCGCACGUAGCCGCGUUCGCCGCGAGAGUCGAUCGCCGCCGGAGGAGACUGGAUCUCGCAGUGCUACUAUACACGCACGAAAAGGAGUUACUUCAAUGGCUGGAAACAUUAAGAAGCGGAGGCGGCGUUUGCGCAACAGAUGAUACGCCAGAAGCGGCAAGACGAGCGCUAGAGCAGUGUGCGCAGCAUCGUGCCGCCAGUCUUGACGCCUGCGCCGCUACCAUUGCACAGGGCGAAGCUUUGUUACAAGAUCUCAGAUCGUCUGGCGAUUCCGACGCGACGAGCACGGCAGCGGUGGAGACUACCUUGGAGCGGCUGCGCGGCACCCGUGGAGCCCUCGAGGAGCUGUGGUCAGACCGCGAACGACGGCUCGAACUCACUCUGCGGUUGCGACACUUUGAAAGAGAUGCGCUUGAGGUGUCAUCACGUUUGGAGCUAUGGGGCGAUGAGCUGCAACGAACGGAGCCGCCACGAGACCCGCAGCAGGCGGAGCAGGCACUUGCCGCCCACAACGAAAGCGUAGCUCGAAUGCAACAUGCCACCUACCAGGUUGUUCAGCAAGGCCAGGAAUUAGCUGCAGCCAUUGCAGAAGCUUCGGACGUGAUGGCGUCGAGCGGUUCCGACAGCUCCGAGCCCGCGCCGCUCGACGCGCAAGCGCGUGUGCAACUUUUACUUGAAUUCUUGCACGACAGACAACUCGAUUUGGAGGAACUGGCGGAAGAGAGGCGCGCUCGGUUCGAGCAAUGCGUGCAGCUCGGUCAGUUCCAAAAAGAUGCCGCUCAAGUCGUGAGCUGGAUUCGUAACGGAGAAGCUAUGUUGGCGGCGUCGUUCUCGAUACCUAGCACCCUUUCUGAAGCGGAGCAACUGAAGCGUGAACACGACCAGUUCCAAGUGGCUGUCGAAAAGACACACGCCAGCGCGGUACAAGUCAAAUACAGGGCUGACGCUCUGAGGGCCGCUAAUCACUACGACCCGCAUACUAUAAGGGAAAUAUCCGAGGAAGUGACGGAACGGUGGCAACGACUCGUGACCUGUGCCGAAGAGCGUCACAAGCUAGUCACCGCCUCGCUCAACUUUUACAAAACCGCCGAACAGGUUUGCUCCGUUCUGGAUUCGUUAGAGAGGGAAUAUCGUCGAGACGAGGACUGGUGCGGUUCAUCGGUAGCGCCGGUAAGCGAUGAGCCGACUCCGUUGCAAUGUGUCGACAAAGCUGCUCAGGUGGCUGCUCUUAUAAUGAAGCAUGGCGAACAGAAGGAGGCAUUCUUGAAGGCUUGCACUCUGGCGCGGCGCACUGCCGAGACUUUCCUUAAGUACGCAGCGCGCUCCGCCCAAGUGCACGGGCAGACCGCGGCUGCUAGCAAGGCACAUCAUGAACAAACGAGAGCUAUACUGGACACGUUAUUGGCACAGGAGAACAAGGUCCUCGAACACUGGACGGUGCGCAAGAAACGUUUAGAGCAGUGCCAGCAGUUCGCUCUUUUCGAACGCUCGGCUCGCGCGGCCGUGGAAUGGAUCCGGGAGACGCAGGAGCGCUGCGGGGCGGCGGCGGCGGCGGCCGCGGCGGGCGUCGCGCGGGAGAGCCGCGAGCGCGUGCGCCUGCUCGCGCAACUGGCCGACGGCCUCGUCGAGAAGGGACACCCGCACGCCGUUCAGAUCAAGGAAUGGGUAGCCGCCGUCGACGCCAGAUAUGCAGAAUUUAGCGGUUCCAUAGAAGCCGUGGAAAGUGAAGCUGAAAGCGAUUCUGGCGUUGCACCAUCUCUAGCUUCCUCCCACUCAGUUGACGGAGACACGCGAACUGAGACCCAACCCACUACCGCCGGUGACGACAAGCGACGUAGUGCAAGAAGAAAAGAGUUCAUAAUGGCAGAACUCUUACAAACUGAACGUGCGUACGUAAAAGAUCUGGAGACGUGUAUCAAUUGCUACUUGCGCGAGAUGCGCAAUGAUCGUGGCUCUGUACCGCCGGCGUUGCAGGGAAAGGAGGAAAUAAUAUUCAGCAAUAUAGAAGAGAUCUAUCGUUUCCACGAGCGUGUAUUCUUGCGCGAAUUGGAUAAAUACGAAACGAUGCCCGAAGAUGUUGGCCAUUGCUUUGUGACGUGGGCGCGCGAGUUCAACAUGUACGUGUCGUAUUGUCGCAACAAGCCCGACAGCAACGCCGCCGUCGUCCAACACGCCGGCGACUAUUUUGAGAGAGUCCAGAGGAAGAAGAAGCUAGAACACCCGCUGGCGGCAUACCUCAUCAAGCCAGUGCAAAGAAUAACAAAAUACCAGCUAUUACUGAAGGAUCUACAAGCUUGCUGUGCCGAAGGACAGGGGGAAAUAAAGGACGGGCUCGAAGUCAUGUUGUCAGUACCGAAGAAGGCCAACGACUGUAUGCAUCUCUCUCUACUCGAGGGCUGUGACGUCCCCACUGACAGCCUCGGCGAAGUCGUCCUCCAAGAUUCCUUCCAAGUGUGGGACCUACGGCAGAUUAUAAAGAAAGGCAGAGAACGAAGAGUCUUCCUUUUCGAUUUACAUUUACUGUUGGCGAAGGAAGUUAAAGAUUCCCAUGGCAAAGCGAAAUACAUUUAUAAGACGAAAUUUAUGACAUCAGAGCUGGGAGUGACAGAACACAUCGAAGGAGACGAGUGCAAGUUCUCAGUGUGGACCGGCCGCGAACCUAUGGCUAGCGAUUGUCGUAUCGUACUCAAGGCGCCUUCUCUUGAAGUCAAGCAAACAUGGGUUCGACGGCUUCGAGAAGUUAUUCAGGAAACCUACUUCAGCGGAGUUUUGCCUCCACGUAGUCCCGCCAGAGUACGACCAACUAGCUCUCAACGUUCCAGCAGGGAUUUGGAAGACACGUUAUUGGACGAAACAGCUGAGAAUCUAGAUAGGAAUUCUCUGGCGUCCUUCGGUAGUGGAAAUACCACAGACUCCGAUAAGGCGGAAAUGACGUGGGUGGUAGCGGAGCACACGGCGAGCGGUAACGGCGAAUUGACAGUCACAAAAGGACAGCAAGUAGAAGUCGUAGAGUCGUGUCAGGGAAGACCCGACUGGUGGGUGGUAAGGGUUCCCGGAGAGCCCCCGCAGGAAGGCGCAGUCCCCGCGCAUGUACUGAAGCCUCAGCCGCAGCAUCAUCCGCAACAGAAGACUUCCCCAUCGAGACGGCCGCUAAGCCAACCCUGCGAAGAAGUUUUAGAGGCCACCAAUUCCGACCCCGGCGGCAGUGUGAGCGCCGCGAGUCCCGGCAAGCAGCGGAGGGGAUUCAGUGGAAGGCGAUGGCUCGGGCUCCGCAAGCAGUCGCAAGGCAAGGAGAAAUCACCCGGCGGCGCUCAGUCGCCAGCCACGGCCGAGAAACCCGCACCGCUCAAGAAGGUGCCGUCAGACAAGAAGAUCAAGUUGCCGUACGCGGGCGACAACGGGCGACCUGAAGGCGAGGAAAGCAACCACGUGACGGGCGCGCUCGACGAAGCCGAGGACGACGCCGCUGACGUCGAAUUGCCACCCCCCAUGAAGCCACUGCAGAACCCGCAAGCGGUGCUGCAGCAGGCUCCCGCCCCGGCCGCCGCCACUUCCGUGCCCACCGCGCGGAAUUCCUUGGCUUUGGACUCGUUGGAAAGUAACGGUGGUCCGGCCGAUAUUGCGGAGAUAGAACAAAUCGUCAAGGAGAAAAUGGAGCAGCACGGCGGGUCGGGCCGCGCGGGCGACGCCGACGAGGAGGAGCAGCCGAACACGCCGGGCGCCGAGAGCGUCGAGGCGGUCGUCAAGAAGCGCGAGUACGUGCUCCGCGAACUCGUCGACACCGAGGAGAUCUACGUCGCCGACCUGCGCCUCAUCUGCGAGGGAUACAUGCGACACAUGCAGGAUCCCAAUGCUGAGCCGCCGCUCCCCGACGGUCUGCGAGACCGCCGUCACCGCAUGAUCUUCGGAAACAUCGAAGCCAUUUAUGAAUGGCAUCGCGAUAAAUUCGUGCGCGAGUUGCGGCCCUGCGUCGAGGAGCCCGAGCUGCUGGGGCCGCUCUUCCGCCGGUUCCUCGAGAAGCGGAUGUUCCUUUACGAAACCUACUGCCGCAACAAACCCGUCUCCGAGUAUAUCGUCUCGGAACACGACCACUAUUUCCAAGAGUUGAGGCAGAAACUCGGCCACAAACUCCAGCUCGCGGACUUACUGAUAAAACCGAUUCAACGGAUUCAAAAGUACCACCUGCUGGUGAAGAAGAUCCUUUCGUACUCCGAGAGCGCCAACGCUCCGCCCAACGUAAUCUCGUCGCUGCGAGACGCCGUGCAAUGCACUUCCAUCAUACCGAAAAAUGCCAACGACAUGAUGGACGUCGGCCGCCUGCAGGGAUUCACGGGCAACAUAACGGCGCAGGGCAAGCUGCUCCUGCAGGAGCCGCUGGUGGUGUCCGAGGUGUCCGGCAACGACAAGCCUAAAGAACUGCACGUGUUCCUCUUCGAGCAGUGCGUCAUUUUCAGCGAGGCUGUCGGCAAAAAGAACCAAUUCACCAGCCCAACUUUCAACUAUAAGGCUCACGUUCAGGUGAACAAGAUGGAGUUGGAAGAGUUAGAAAACGGAGCUUUCUUAAUACAUUCUGUUGACCCAAACAAGCCGAAGCAAACUUUCAUGUGCCGAGCUCCCGAAGCCCGUAGGCAGCAGUGGAUCGCGACACUGUCCAGUAUUUUACAAUCUCAGCGUAUUUUUGGCGAAGCCUUAGAGAACCCAGGAGCUUACCUUCGCGAACUCCACCGUGACCCUGCUCGCGACCCCGCUGCUAUGGGUGAGGGAUUGUGCGGUCUACGUAAGACGGAGAGCGUGCCACCGUCCCUGGGUGGACGGCUGGCGCCGGAGCUGCGCGCGCGCACUCAGCGCCUGCAUGCCAAGGCCAACACCAUCAACUUGCCCACUACCACGAUCAAGGCCGACGACCGCAAGAAGGUCAGCGCCAACGUCGCCGCCAACAACGCGGCGGUGAGUCCCACCUCGCCACCGCAGGCUAACCCUGAAAAUAUUUUAGUGGAACUGAGCGGAGCGCAACCGCAACUGAAAAUAAUAGAUCUUGGUUCGGCGGUGGAGACUAUCGAUAACGUCGGCGCCGCAGGGCGAGAGGUGCUGCCGCCAGCGCCCGCGCAACUCGAGUUCGCUCCGCCCGAGUGCGUUCUGGGCCGACCGCCUGCGCCCGCUUGGGACGCCUGGGCCGCCGGGGUCUUUGUAUACGUGUUUCUAACCGGGUUGUCGCCUUUCCUGGACGAAUCCGUCGAGGAGACGACGGCGAACAUCAUAAAAUGCGACUACUGCUUCCCGCCGGAGCACUGGGAGGGCGUCGAGGAGCGCGCGCAGAGGAUCAUUCGCGGGCUGCUGGAGGCGAGCCCCGCCCGCCGGCUCACUCCGGCCGACGCCCUCAACGACCGCUGGUUCGACGAGGCACCCGACAGUCCGCUAUCGGCGACGCAGCUGAAGACGUUCCUCGACCGACGGCGGCCGGCCGGCCACGGCAACGCGCUCCACGCGCUGCGCUCGCCCGACGACACUUGACGGGAGGAAGACGGCGUUCGCUCGGCGAUCGGCGCGGGGAACGCCCACUCGACGAUCUGACGACGUCCGCCACUCCACUCCGCCGUUAGGUUUUCACUUUUAGACGCUAGAAACCUCCCCCUCUGGUUUUUUAGUCGCACUUUACGAACGCACUCCGACACCGGCAUCGAAUGUAUCCAUUAUAGUAAAGGUGUAGCGAGCGUUACUCGACAUACUGAUAUUAGAGUAGAAUAUGUUUUACAAACGAAAAUAUUGGACGUACCGACAAUAUUUUCAUCUACUUCGUAAACUAGCUAAUAGCCAACGUUUCAUGUGAACGUGUUAUAAAGAGCAAAACGUCAUGCGACGAAUGUGCGUUCGUGCAUGCGACGUAACCGGCACGCGACGCCUCGCCCGUGAUAAAAAUACGGUUACGAACUUCGUAGUUUCCCACUGAUGUAUUGAAACAGAUAGGUAGCAAGUAUGUGCCGCUCGCAACUGUCUUUUGUACCAGUACGCUGGCGUCUAUAUGCAUACACUUCUACUACUACUACUGCUACUACUACUACUACUACGUCUAUAUGCGUGACGUUGUACCGAUUUCAGUUUAACCGCACCCGUCUACAGGUAGACCCCCUUAGUCGUACUACGUAGGCGUAGUCAACGUGCCCACCAAUCGAGCUCGUCAUUUUAGUUAUGUGGACGCACUUUAAAGUGCUCCGUAUUGCAAACCUGCGUUUAAGAUUAAAUUAAAAACUUGCUGAACAAGUAAUUAUCUAUUGGAAUACGUUUUUGGACCUCUGAAUGACAGUUCUAUACUUUAUAACGAAUGUACCGAAAAGUAGUGUUUACAGUUUGGUUAUACUCGAUUUGAGUGUUCAUUAGCUCGACCGAUUGUAAGGAUUGUCUGUGAUUUAUGCUAAAGUAAUAUUUCAUGCUUAUAUAUUCCUAAUUUAAAGUAGUUAUCUACUUGUUAAACAAUCUUAUAUAAUAAAAUUGUAUAUAGCAACUAAGUUAGCAUGUAAAUUUUAUCCUAAUUCGUGACCAAAAUGGAUUUUUAUCGCGUACUGACGUCAUUGAACGAAUACAGUAGAUUCAAUGUUUGUCCUGUUGACGCUUGUAAUGUUUAUAGAAGAAAGAUACCGAGUUGCAUUGACUGUAUUUUAUAAGUGUUCGGUUAAGACGAACCACACCCUGCUGCACACAUCCAAAGUGUCCACAUUUUGAUACAAAUCAUAGAUCGCAUUACAGGGCGUGACAAGUUAACAAUAUGGAAGUGUUUAGGUAGUUUGUUCUGUAACGUGUAGUCCAUUCUUCAUGGAAAUGUGAACAUCAGGGCCUUGAUCGAAUAAUGGGAUUGUCACAAAUUCAAUAUUAAUUAAGUCUAAUUCUGCAUGAUUUUUAAUUCGUUUGAUUCACCUUUGUAAAUUAGCACAGAUUUGCGUGGCUUCUUUCAGAAACACCAUGAUCGAAUUUUUAAUAUUUUACUUUUCAAGUGAAGUAGUGAGUGAAUUUCUCGGCUUCAGUUGCUUAAAAGUACAUUUAGUUGUUUUGCCCUUCCAAUUAAAAUCCUAUUAAAACACCCUUGUGUCUAGCCGCCCAUGUCCUUUCUUCAAUGUCGAGAAGCACAGCACUCCUAGCCUAGGUCUGAUUGUGCUUAUAAAAAGAUCUGUUCUAUAGUCCAUUUGUUUAGGUACUUAACACAUAAACAAUCUUGAGAUGUCUUUUUAAUUAAAUACAGGCGCCUUGACGUCGAAUUGCGGACACCAGCCCG